UUUUGGUAAUCCUGCAUUUACAUAAUCCAUUUUAAAAUGAAAAUCUUUAGUCUUUGAAUAUAUCAGGCGAUUUGAUAAAAUAUGUUUUACUAUUCAUACAUUCAUUUAAUUACCUUUUAAAUCUUUACCCCCUUUUGAAAGUCAGCUAUUUUGCUUCGCCUGUUGCCAACAAGCCUGGAUAGCUAGGAUUUAAAAUAAGCGAGGGUAAACAGUGAUUUUUAUACAACUGCGCGACAUUUUACUUGCUACAAUUACAAGCAUAGCUAGUUAGGGUAACAAUCUUAUUUUCUGAGGUUUGAGAAUAGUGCAACGUUCGCUUUGGUAUCUUAAUGAACAAGUCCUAAUGUUAGCUAACGUUACUUACUGAUAGCAAACUCACCAAACCAAACCCACUAACUAGCAAGCUAGGUGUUGUUGUUUUAGCCAAAUAUAGCUAGCGAAAUUUGACUUUGCUGUAGACUCGAAAUAUCCUCUCAAUGACCGACGACUGGAAAGGACUGUUUGAGAGAGGACGGGUGAUUCCUCCACACAGCCAGACUGUUCGACAGGCACAGGACUCAUCCCACACCCAUUCUCAAGGCUUCCAAAUCAUCCUGAAGCAUCUUGAUGGACCUCACAUUCAACGGGAGAAGGAAGGGGAGUCAGAAGGGAGUCGAAAGAGGGGACCAGUCAAGUACCAGCUGAGUGUUUCCCUGUUUGAUACCAGCCACCAGCACUUCUUCGGGAGAACGUGGAAGAGCCCGCCCCAACAGAUGAGUGGUCUCCACAGGGCAAUGUUUAAUGAGGUGGUGUACCUCCACACCUCUCUGCGUCUGCCAAGCGUGGUGGCCGUGGUGGAGCUGGUGGCGUUACAGCCCAGGGCAGACGGCUCCCAGCAUGCACUGGGGUGCGGCUUCACCAUCCUGCACCUCUUUUCCAGCAUGACAGGACCUCAGGCCACCGAGGGGGACAGAAGGCUAAGUUUGUACCACGGAACACCAAGGACCCUACUCCAUCCACUAGUGAGGGACCCUAUAGAGCAGAACAAGCUGUUGACGCCCAUCGAUGGUGCUCAUUUGGUGUGCAGCUUGAAGCCUCACCCUGCUCUAGCCCCUGCCAUGCACCUCUUUCCCCAGAACAUGCUGGUGUCUGGAGAUGAGAACAUCCCUGGGGUUACGCCCUCCCCUACUGGAGAUUCCCUGUUGAAGCCCCACAUGGUGAAGAGCCUCACCUGCUUCCUGGACAGGCUGUCCAUCUCUCUGCAUCCCUCCCUGGAGAAGUUUGAGAGCCAGCUGCUGCAGCAUGUCAGCAUGGACUGCCACAACACGAAACACUCGGGUCCGGAGAGCUCAGCGGUGGUGGUCAUCCAGGAGCGGAGGCUCCACGUGGGGGUCCACAACGGCUGGGGCUUCUUGGAGCGCCCCCAGGUGGUGGUGCUGGAGACAACCGAGGCCACCGAUUGGAGCAGGGGACGUACCAGAGGGGGCACAUCCCGACAAGGCACACUGACCAGAGACUGCAGCUCCAGUCCUAGUCAGAGCCUGGCUCUACGUAGCAGUCUGGAGCUCAAGCUGCCCAGUCACCAGGCUGUGGGGAUCGCCCUCCAGCUUGAGUAUGUCUUCUCCUCGCCGCUCAUCGGUGACGGAAAGCUCUCCUCGACCUCCACAAUCUCCCGGACAGCCUUCAUGCAGUGCCUGCGCUGGGGGAUGUGGUGCCCCUUCCAGGAGUGGGGUGCCCUGAGGGCCGAAGAAGUGAAGCUUAGUCUGCAGGGCGGCUCUACGCCCAACCCCUAUGGAGUCAUGGCCUAUACCUCUUCCUCCAACAGCCAAAGUCCUGCCCAGGUGGUCGAUGAGAGGGACAUGGUCAGGUUCCGUCUGUCUUCCAGCUCAGUGCAGAAGGCCUCGUCCAGCACAGCCGUGUCUCUGAGGAGGAGCAGGACAGGACAGGAGGAAAUGGCAGCACAGCAGAGGAAACCUCCCUCACCAGGUCMAAGUCGGCGUGCCUCUCAAGCAUCUCCUCCGGGAUCGCCACAAGGCCCAGGGCUCUCUAUGUCUCAGCUGGCAGCUACUUCACGCUACCCGACCAUGAGCCACUCCACUGCCGUGUCGCCAUGGCAACAGCCGUUUUCCUCUCAGCUCUAUCCUUCCCCAUUGGCAUCGGCCCACCAGCUGUCACAUGUCGUAAGAUUCCACCCCCAACAGGAUGUCAUCUCCCUGAGGAGGAUGAGCUAA
Molecule: messenger RNA, 2210 nt
Organism: Salvelinus sp. IW2-2015
Lineage: Eukaryota; Metazoa; Chordata; Actinopteri; Salmoniformes; Salmonidae
Source: RefSeq, a predicted model, not a curated record